CUGAGCUGGCUAGCUUUGCAAGCCUGAUUACAUUUUGUUUAGGGGGAGGACUUAGUCAUAUCCUCUAGACAAAAGGCAACCAAUCACCGAAGUUUGUAUUGCAACUUUGGUUGCUAGGUGUGGUCAGCCCUUCCAUAUAUAUAAAAAAUGACCAGCCUUAACGUUUCACACUUCCAGCUUGAAACUUUCCCUGACGGUUCUUUCAUUAGCUGUUUUGCAGAGAAAGAGGUACUUCUUUGAAAAUGGCUAUGGUAGCAGAAUUCCUCAAGCAGGCCUGGUUUAUAGACAAUGAAGAGCAGGAGUAUGUUAAAACUGUGAAGGGAUCAAAAGGAGGACCUGGACCAUCAGUUAAUACCUACCCUAACUUCAAUCCAUCUUCUGAUGUUGCUGCACUGGACAAAGCUCUUACUGUUAAAGGUGUGGAUGAAGCAACCAUCAUUGAUAUCUUAACAAAGAGAAAUAAUGCUCAGCGUCAGCAGAUUAAAGAAGCAUACCUCCAGGCCAAAGGAAAGACCCUGGAGGAUGCUCUAAAGAAAGGCCUUACAGGCCAUCUGGAAGAAGUUGCCGUGGCUUUGUUGAAAACGCCAGCCCAGUUUGAUGCUGAGCAGUUGAGAGGUGCUAUGAAGGGUCUUGGAACAGAUGAAGAUACUCUAAUUGAAAUUCUUACAUCAAGAAAUAAUAAAGAAAUCAGAGAAAUAAACAGAGUCUACAGAGAGGAGCUUAAGAGAGAUCUGGCCAAAGACAUCACCUCAGAUACAUCUGGAGAUUUUCAGAAGGCUUUGCUUUCCCUGGCCAAGGGUGACCGAAAUGAGGAUAUUCGAGUGAGUGAUGAUUUGGCUGAUAAUGAUGCUAGGGCUUUGUACGAGGCAGGAGAGAGAAGAAAAGGAACUGAUGUGAAUGUAUUCACUACUCUCCUUACCACAAGAAGCUUCCCACAUCUUCGCAAUGUGUUUCAGAAGUAUCGCAAAUAUAGCCAACAUGACAUGAACAAGGUAUUGGACUUGGAGCUGAAAGGGGAUAUUGAGAACUGCUUAACUGCUAUUGUGAAAUGUGCUACAAGCAAACCAGCUUUCUUUGCUGAGAAGCUUCAUAAAGCUAUGAAGGGUGCUGGGACUCGUCAUAAGGAUCUUAUCAGGAUCAUGGUUUCCCGUUCGGAAAUUGACAUGAAUGACAUCAAGGCAUACUACCAGAAGAUGUAUGGUGUCUCUCUGUGCCAAGCCAUCCUGGAUGAAACCAAAGGAGAUUAUGAAAAAAUCCUGGUGGCCCUGUGUGGAGGAAACUAAAUGGCAUUAUUUUGAUAUGCUCCAGCUUUAUUACCAGAAGAUAUUACAUUUUUCUUUGCUAUUUACAAAAUAUAGCAUAGAUUUAAACAAAAGUUUUAUGUUAGCUUGGAUUAUCAUUCAGCUAUCUGCUUUCUGGAAAAUUUUAGUCUGGAAAACUUAAUCUUUUUUAUCUCAAUGUUGUAUAAUAGUGUUAAGAUUUUUUUCUUCUUUUUAAAAAAUAUUUAUCCAAAAUGUUUAUAAUUUUACAACAUUAAAAGGUACAUCUUUGACCUAAGGGGUUUAUAUAACAAGGAAAAAAUAAAGCAAAUAUGUAAACAGA
Molecule: messenger RNA, 1602 nt
Organism: Monodelphis domestica (gray short-tailed opossum)
Lineage: Eukaryota; Metazoa; Chordata; Mammalia; Didelphimorphia; Didelphidae
Gene: ANXA1
Product: annexin A1
Biological process (GO): signal transduction; phagocytosis; cellular response to glucocorticoid stimulus
Cellular component (GO): nucleus; cytoplasm; plasma membrane
Molecular function (GO): phosphatidylserine binding; calcium-dependent phospholipid binding; phospholipase inhibitor activity
Source: RefSeq, a predicted model, not a curated record